AUGAUUCUUCUAUUGAAGAUACUGGCUAGUUUUACUAUUUUGGGAGUGGAUUGUUUUGAAUCUACGUGCAAUAGAAGUGAAUAUUUGGAUCCAAGCUCAAUGACAUGUCAAAUGUGUCCAGUUAACGUCUCUAUGGUCGUGUCUGUCGAUGGCUUCUCGUGCACCUGCGAAGAUAACAGCAUACCGGACGGCAUAGCACGUUGCAGACAAUGUAACUCUACGGAGGUGGUGUCAGCGGAUGGUGCUUCAUGUGUGCCACGGAGAUGCCAGAUUGCCAAUAACAGAUAUAUCUGUAGAAAAUGCCCCAGUGAUUAUAUAUCUGUUACGCAAAAUGUAGACGGAUCUCCGGCUAAGGAAGUGCAGUGUGUGAAGUGCGCGCGCGGCUAUAAAGCGCAAAACAACGUGUGUGUGCGGUGCCCAUCAUGCGUUUGCGCAAAGACCGAUAUCGCGGUAAAGAACGAGUGCAUAUCGAAGAAGUUUCUGAGCGAAAGACCGCGGUAUGAAGGAAAUAUGCCCGCGACUCUUUUGAUGGUUCUGCUGAAGAAUGAGUAUUUGUGCACUAAAGGUGAUAUCCUCGCAUGUCGGGCGUUAGCCGCCGGAUGUGUGCACGGCUUCUACAGCACAAACGCGGCGGGCCCCUGCCGGCUGUGGCUGCAGCCUAAAUCAACUCCGCCUCGAGGAUUACCAGAUCUCGUGAUCGCACCGAGCACAAGCGAAAAGAGUCCGGGAGAAUUCAUUUUUGCGUAUGGAAUGGAAUCGUUACUGCUCGUUCUAGCAGUAUACACAUAUGAAGGAGGAUUAAACAUUCUUAAGCUGACAAAGGAUAAACAAUAUCCGUGCUUUUUACCCAUCGAGGUUAGCAUAGGAAAAGAUAUGUCAUAUGAUUGUAACAUGAACGUAUCGCAAUUAUUAACGAUCGAUCGUAACAGCACAUAUGCGGUGUAUGUCGAUUUGGGAGGAGUUUUAAAACCCAUACCGAUAGCGAUGAGAAAACCGGGAGAUUAUCAUGUCAAGCGGGGCACUUGGAGUAGCGGCCAUUUUAGACGAUUUUUUCUCGUCGGUCAUAUGACAACAACGGACAAUGUGACCAGCACUGUAUACAUCCGAAAGUUACAUAUUAAUAUUCGUGUAGAAAGGGACACACGCAGCGCAACUUCUUUGCGAUUACAAAUCCAUGUAGAAGCCCACUAUGAAAGGAAAACCUCAGUGUCUCCAUCGGUGACGACGUCGCUGCGAGUGGAACACGAAAUGCCCAGCGCUGGGAUACGCCGGGGCUUGGAGAUAUGGGGUGGUGUUUUAAGCACCCUCCUGUCUCUGUACGCCAUUCUGCAGUGGAGAGGUGUAAUGAAAAGAGGAGGAUUACAUUUCUCGUUACUACCCAUACUGUGUGGAUACCUGUCAGAUGCCUUGUAUUUUUCGGUGUGGUUUUCCACAUUGCACGCCUUGGCUGCGGAGGCGGGAACACUUGGACUAACAUUACCGCUGUCCUAUAAUGAGGAACACUUCAUCAAAUCCUUUGUAUAUUCUGCAUUCGUUUUAAAGUCUGUGAAUAUAGCGUGGCUGAAUUGGAAACAGUGUUUUUGUGACAUAUUUCUCUUGGAUUGGAGCGAAUUUAACCCUGUCUAUAGAGAUGUCUCUAUUAAUAAUCAUGAUGAAUGGAGAACCAGGACUUUGGCCAGAGAAUGGAGCAGAGUGCAAACUUUGAGGAGAGCGCCUCCGAGUUACACUGUCAUUUUAACGUUAGUAAUUAUAAAUCUAACAAGUUAUUGGUGGAGUUAUGUACACCAAAGCGGUGGCUACAAUUGGGCUGCGGCAGGCAUUGCUUGGUGGGCGUCGUAUGGAGUAAUACUGGCCUUUCGCUGGGCCUUGGACCGGCUGGCGGGUUCUCCACUAGCGUCUAUACCAAUCAUUUGUAGAGGAGUCGGAUUGUCGUUAUUGGUGUUCCAAGAAGAGCAUUACGCGCAUUACGUUCACGGAAGAAGCGAAGAUAAUAAAGAAAUGCGCAUGAUGUCGCGACCACUAUCGAUGUGUCGUAUAGCGAUGGCUCCACAAUUAAGGAUAGUCUACAAUCAACUAUCGAGCUAUACUUCAGAUGAUUCGGAGGCUUUCGCAAAACGGGCUCUUCUUUCGAAACUCCUCGCUGCGUUCUUUGAAAGAGCACUGGACGGCCUCAACUGGGUGGCUAGCGAGCGCACUGUGCUGGAACGCCUACUGAACGUUGAACUGACUGAAAGGGAGUCGGGCACCACCAGCGUGUUGCUAUACGACUCCUACGAAACUACUCCAUCCUGCGUCGCUUUAACCUGGUGGGGCGAAGAAUGGAGCUUGGGUACAUUGGACGCAAUGAUAUUCGGCUUGGUAGUGCUUAUAACUGACGAACCAUUGCUGGCAGCCCUAACAACAAUCGUAUUAUGGCAGGUUAUGCAAAACCUUAGGCACACAUUCGGUCAAAGGAAUCAAAUGAAGAAAACUAACAUAAUCAUCUAAAAUCUUUCACGAAAUUUGGUUUUUAAAAAUAAAACAGAAAAAGCUUAGUUAUUGAAAGUUAAAAAACAUUAAAAAUAUCAAGUAAUGCAUGGAAUAUUCUUUAUUGCAUUUGUGGUAACCACAUCAUUGUCUACGAGCGUAUCUGGAGAAGAAGAAAACAAUAAAAAUGAAGUGUUUGGUUCAACUUUAAUCGGGAGACCACAAAAGAGGUGCAAUCAAAAUAGUGAGGUGAUUUUAGACCAUGACUCGCGGAGCUGCGCCAGUGAUUCUAAAGAAAUAACCACAAAGAGAGGACUCGCAUAUACAGCAAAAAUAAGAACCACUACAAAGAAGAAAGUUAUUCCUCGCGGACCAUUUUAUGACUAUCUAAUUCACAUUUGUGAUGCCCUACUGAAUCAUUUCAAAGCUAACCGAAUUCAUAAAUAUUUCAACAUCCUAGGAAAAUCUCUCGAUGGACUGGGCUCGGGGUUUUUCAUGAAAAUGGAAAUUGAUCGUUUUGUGAGAUUGAUAAAGAAAAGGUCAGUUUACUCGGCGAAGAAACUAAAGCAGUAUGUGAUUAAUUUCGUCAAUAUAAUAUCCAGCGGGAGGCCAAUGAUGAAUGAAUUCUUUUACGCGAUGAAUUCAAUUUUUACUAUUUACGAUGACAACAAAAUGGACGAUUACAUUUAUCUUCUAAGAAAAUACGGAAAAAAGGAAAUAGAUAUCAUAGGUGACAGAACUCGGUGGAUGUUCAAAGAAUUCAUUUUCGGCAAGUUUCAGAAACAAAAAUACGAAAUUACAAGUGAUAUAAAACUUAAAUUAAAAUUGGCCAACAUAGAAUAUGAGAAAACACGCAACAUUAAUCGGUAAUAAAAAUACCAUUUUUACCACACCGUGAAAUUAUUAUUACUACGCAACGAAAUGUUUUUUUUUCAAUAUAACUUCUAACCUUACUUUUGAAAGUAUGUGUGUAAAGUCCUAUUUUAUUUUUUUAUUUUGCACUGGGGCUUAUAUCAGGACAGCAUUUGCCGUACAUUUUGAAGGUGUGGUUGAAUCGAGACACCCAUUGGCUUUCGGGGAUAAACUAUCAAUACACAGAGACGGUUUGAGAUCUCAUAAAAUAUUCGAGAAUUUCUUGCGAAGUCUCUUGACGUUGCUAUCGACAGGUUUUUCAAAGAAAAAGUUAUCGAACUAUUGCAGACUUUUGAGACAUGAAGUUGAUGAAUUAGGUUUCAAAUAUACAAAUAAUUUGGCAAAACAUCUGAAAGACUUAUCGCGAAUGGACCGCGACGACCUCCAAUCAGAACUGGCUUCUUACGUGGAGGAAAUUGACAAACCGCUUACUUUUCGGAGACAAUUUUUAGACGCAAUGAAUCAAGUUUUCACUUUACAGCAGGAUGUUAUUUUCAAAGACUACAUUUUGGACGUAAGAGAUUAUGGAAAUGAGGACAUAUUAUUUGUGCACGAGGAAACUCGAAAAGUUCUCAAAACGAUUGUCGCUAGUGUUAUGGAGAUCAGUGCAAGAGACCGAAAGGAAUUGGAAUUAAAAAUGAAGAAGGCAAUCAAAGAAUAUAAUAAAUUGCAAAAACAUGUUUUUUUCUAAAUUUGAUUACUUUAGUUUUUCUUUGUUUCGUGUUUUAUCUUAACCCCUUUUUCCCCGACUGAUUACUUAUAUUGCCUUUAAAGUGCAAAUAUAAAAUAAAAUUUGAAAGGAUAGUGAUUUAAAA
This is a messenger RNA of Chilo suppressalis (striped riceborer), 4193 nucleotides long. Lineage: Eukaryota; Metazoa; Arthropoda; Insecta; Lepidoptera; Crambidae. The record is from the annotation of a GenBank genome assembly.